AUCGCUACGUACAGAAAAGGAAAGAAAAGAAAUGUGGAAGCUUAAGCUUUCUGAGGGGAACGAACCCUGGCUUGCAAGCGUGAACAAUCAUAUCGGCAGACAGUAUUGGGAGUUUGAUCCUAAUCUUGGUACGCCUGCAGAGCGGGCUCAAGUCAAAAAGUUUCGGAAUCAGUUCACCAACAAUCGGUUUCAAACAAAGCAAAGCUCUGAUCUGCUAAUGAGAUUUCAGUUUGCAAGGGAGAAUUCAUCAGCUGAGCUUCCUGCUAAGCUCAACGUUACAAAAAGCGAACAUACUCCAAGCGUAGAGACGGUGAGGACAACAUUAAGAAGGGCUCUCAGAUUCUAUUCAAGUUUGCAAGCCCAGGAUGGGUUCUGGCCUGGUGACUAUGGUGGCCCCUUAUUUCUUCUUCCAGGAUUGGUGAUUGGGUUGUUUGUAACCGGAGCUCUAGAGAUCAUUUUGCCCUCGGAGCAUCGACGGGAGAUAUGCCGCUAUCUAUACAAUCAUCAGAAUAAAGAUGGAGGUUGGGGAUUGCACAUAGAAGGGGAGAGCACAAUGUUUGGCACCGCGCUCUCGUACGUCGCUCUAAGAUUGCUGGGAGAAAGAAAGGAUGGUGGAGAUGGUGCCAUUAAGAAAGCAAGAAAAUGGAUUCUUAAACAUGGUGGACUCACCUUCAUUCCGUCAUGGGGCAAGAUGUGGCUUUCAGUGCUGGGAAUAUAUGAGUGGAGUGGCAACAAUGCAUUACUCCCUGAAUUCUGGCUUCUUCCUUACUUUCUUCCCAUUCAUCCAGGACGGAUGUGGUGUCACAGUCGUAUGGUGUAUCUGCCAAUGUCAUAUUUAUAUGGGAAGAAGUUUGUGGGGCCAAUCAAUUCCCUGGUUUUGUCACUGCGAAGAGAACUCUAUACCCUUCCUUAUCACCUCAUUGACUGGAACCAAGCCAGAAAUCAAUGUGCCAAGGAAGACUUAUAUUAUCCACGUCCCAUGAUACAAAAAAUAUUAUGGGAUUGUCUUCAAAAGGUAGGAGAGCCUGCUCUAAUUAAAUGGCCAUUCUCUAAGCUAAGAAAAAAGGCUCUCGACAUUGUGAUGCAACAUAUCCACUAUGAGGAUGAAAAUACUCGUUAUAUUUGCCUUGGCCCUGUGAAUAAGGUACUAAACAUGGUAUGUUGUUGGGUAGAAGACCCAAACUCAGAGGGAUACAAGUGUCACCUUUCCAGAAUUAAAGAUUACCUUUGGAUUGCCGAAGAUGGCAUGAAAAUGCAGGGAUACAAUGGAUCUCAAUUAUGGGAUGUUGCUUUCUCUGUUCAAUCAAUCUUGGCAACCGACCUUGUCGAGGAAUAUGGUUCAAUGCUUAAGAAAGCUCACAACUUCAUAAAAAAUACACAAGUCAAAGAAAACAGUGGCGGCGACCUUAAUUUCUGGUAUCGCCACAUUUCAAAGGGAGGAUGGCCUUUCUCAACUCCAGAUAAUGGUUGGAUUGUCUCAGAUUGCACAUCAGAAGGAUUGAAGGCAGCACUUUUGUUAUCAACAAUGCCAUCUGACAUCGUUGAUGUAAAGGUUACAACACCAGAUCGAUUAUAUGAGGCUGUUAAUGUGAUUUUAUCUUUACAGAAUAACAGUGGUGGUUUUGCAUCAUAUGAGCUCACGAGAUCUUAUGCAUGGUUGGAAAUGUUCAAUCCAGCUGAAAUGUUUCGAGAUAUAAUCAUUGACUAUCAGUAUGUGGAAUGCACUUCGGCAGCAAUUCAAGGCCUUAAAUUAUUUCUCAAGCUGUAUCCAAGUUACAAAAAGAAAGAAAUAGAAGCUUGCAUUGGCAAAGCAAUCAACUUCGUUGAGAGUAUACAACUACCUGAUGGAUCAUGGUAUGGGUCAUGGGGAGUUUGCUUUGUCUAUGGAACAUGGUUUGGGAUAAAGGGUUUGGUGGCUGGUGAUAGGACAUAUCACAACUGUUUUAGUAUCAGAAGAGCAUGUGAUUUCUUACUGUCAAAGCAGCUCGAUUCAGGUGGUUGGGGAGAAAGUUACCUUUCCAGCCAAAAACAGGUGCAUACAAAUUUGGACGAAAAUAAGUCGCAUCUGGUGACAACUGCAUGGGCAAUGUUAGCCUUGAUUGACUGUGGACAAGCAGACAUAGAUCCAAUGCCAUUGCACCGUGCAGCCAAGGUGUUGCUCAAUUCACAGUUGGAAAAUGGAGAUUUCCCACAGCAAGAGAUUAUUGGAGUGUUCAAUAAAAAUUGCAUGAUCAGUUACUCAGCCUACAGAAAUAUAUUCCCCAUAUGGGCUUUGGGAGAAUACCUUAACCGUGUACUGCUAGCCCCUAACAAAUCAAAGUAACGAAGAAAUCCUUCUUUUUUUUUAUUUUGUUCAACGAA
Durio zibethinus is the source of this 2361-nucleotide messenger RNA. RefSeq names its product cycloartenol synthase-like. Gene Ontology annotation, molecular function: intramolecular transferase activity. Gene Ontology annotation, biological process: triterpenoid biosynthetic process. Lineage: Eukaryota; Viridiplantae; Streptophyta; Magnoliopsida; Malvales; Malvaceae. Gene Ontology annotation, cellular component: lipid droplet. The record is from RefSeq and is a predicted model, not a curated record.